AUGAGCUGGAUAUGGGGAAGCGAUGCCACAGCGGAACAAGCCAACAUGGUGGUGAUGUCGUUGCAAGGAGAACUGGACGAACGCCAGGCGACGAUUGAAGCCCUCGUAAAGGCGCUCAAGCGAGAAAAGGAAGAGUAUAAGCAGGCACUCAUCGACGAAGUCCACGACCUUCACGAACGCAAGAAGGCCUUGACAGAUGAACUCGCACAAAUUGACGCACUCAUCAGUGCCAAAACACAGCAAAUCACACUGGGCAACAAACCCAAGUCGAAAGGGCGAGCAACAGUUGCAGUCAGCCCGUCUGCAACUGAAGCAGCACCGACGGUUCCUCCUGCGCCAGCACAACCUACCGCGGGCAAGCAGCCCAAGAAGAAAACGACUGCUAUCAUGCACGACGCAGUUGAGCCUGAAGCCGAAGCCUCCGUCGCUCCGAGUAGCAUCCGCGUCGCCUCCACUCACCCCGAACUUCAGAAGGUGCGCGAAAUUGAUGCGCAAACGGCAUUUAUCAUUCAGCGCAGUAAUAAUGCGAAUACAGUCGUGUACAAGGGCAACUUGGCAUCCAACAACGUAGCCCUCGACCCCAAAGCCCCAUUGCACAUCUACUGGAUCAUGUUCGCUCUACCCGGCAACCCCGUCCCGACAGAAGAGUUGAACAUGAUCGAGAGAAACACUGCGUAUGGCGCUACAGCGACCCCGUCCGAAACGACCGCGGGGGAGUACGGCGUGGCGCUUGCAUCGUUAAAAGAUCGAAGAAUCGUCAUCUUUGUUGACUCAAACGGCCAGGUUCGUGCGCGCUCGACUGUUAACGGCAAGGCGAACGUGUACUUGGAGCGGGUGUACGUCCAGUCGACGACCAGUUGGGGGCUUCCCAAGGUGGAAUACGUCGAGAUCUUUGGGGUCGACCCAGUCACGCAAGAACGCGUGUACGAGAAGAAGCUACCUUAA
Messenger RNA from Aphanomyces invadans, 945 nucleotides. RefSeq lists its product as hypothetical. Bases 1 to 945 code for a protein of 314 amino acids. The transcript has 3 exons. Gene Ontology annotation, biological process: bacterial-type flagellum assembly. NCBI's taxonomy places the organism in Eukaryota, Oomycota, Saprolegniomycetes, Saprolegniales, Verrucalvaceae. The record is from RefSeq and is a predicted model, not a curated record. Gene Ontology annotation, molecular function: protein binding.